Kwoniella shivajii is the source of this 6081-nucleotide messenger RNA. RefSeq lists its product as uncharacterized. The coding region runs from base 1 to 6081 and encodes 2026 amino acids. The record is from RefSeq and is a predicted model, not a curated record. Gene Ontology annotation, molecular function: tubulin binding; phospholipid binding. The transcript is spliced from 6 exons. Gene Ontology annotation, cellular component: cell cortex; mitochondrion. Lineage: Eukaryota; Fungi; Basidiomycota; Tremellomycetes; Tremellales; Cryptococcaceae. Gene Ontology annotation, biological process: microtubule cytoskeleton organization; maintenance of protein location in cell cortex.
AUGGACGAUCCUUUCGCCGCUCCUCCAAUAGGGGGUAAUCUGCCUCGACAACGUUCAAGACCUAAUCUCACCAAUCCCAUCCCUGCCCCACCCUCGUCCCGUUCAAUCGCAUCAAUGGCUCGAACCCCUUCACCCCAGAAACGUCGUCCGGAAAUGACAGGUCAAGCUCUUCGUCAACAUCUCCAAGCCUUGCUCGAGCAAAAAUCGACUCAGCUACAAACGCUGGGAACGAUGGGUCAGGAAAUACUGAAACAACAACAAGAUUUGGAAGAGAGAAUAAGAGGUUUUGAAGAAGCUGAUGAAAGUGAUGGAGAAGAAAUCAGGGAAGAUACCAAAGAGAAAUUACAAGAACUGGAUCGUGCUAUGAGAAUGUGGGAAGAUCAAAAUGAAGAUAUGAUGAGAGACUUAGGUGGUAGAGUACCGGAAUCGCUCGAAGGUCCAUCGAUCUCAGUCUCAUCUCCCACCAAAGGCUCCCAAGCAGCUGCGCCCAGUACCCUUACUCGACGACAGAGAAAUGCCCAACACAGGACAUUAGAUAUGGAAUUUGCAACUGAGAUCGGUCAAAAUCUCUUAGUAGAAGUCAGAAGACUCCAAGCUCUCCUCAGUGAAAGAGAUCGUGCUCUCGAAAAAGUCAGUGAAGAAAAGGAAAGCUGGGAAGGGGAGAAGCAAAGUAUUCUCAACGCUGUGAGAGCCGCGGAGACUAGUGUUGAACGUUAUAAGGAAGAGAACUGGAAUCUGGAAGUUAACAUGCAAGAACUCCGAUCAUCCUUGGCUGAUGUGCAGGAACAAUUCACGAAGUCCAAUGCCGAACAAAGUCGACUAACUAAAACUUUGGUGUCUGCAAGGGAAGCUGCUGAGGCGUACAAGACAGACGCAGAGAAGAACGCUCAAUUGGUUGAAGAUCUCAAAGUCAAGCAUGAAACGGAUAUGGCUAAUGCCAGAAAAACUACCGCUGGUCUACAAAGAGAUAAGUCUGAUCUUCUCACCGAGCUGAACGGAGAGAGACUACGACGAGUCAGUGCCGGUCGAGGUCGAUUAUCAAAGAGCAUGAGCGCCAGUCCCGGUAUGCUCGGACCUAACGGCGUAGAAGAAGACGAAGAUGAUGUCUUUGCCGCUGAAUCAAAGGGAAAUAGCAGUCCUACUAAACGAGGACCAGGCUUCGACGAUCACGACAAUGCUCAUUCACCUUCCCAACUUUACGAAUCUGAUUUCGAUUCACCCAACCCAACGCCAUCUAAACCAUUUCCUCGGUCGCCCCUUGGUGAAAUGUACAUCAACGAAAUCGACGAAUUGCGCGACAAUCUCGCCAAAGCCCAAAGAGAGAUUGAGAUCCUUCGUGGUGAGAAUGCUCGAGCGCGAUCGACGAGUGAUUUGACCCAGAAGAAUGUCGACGAAUUUGGCAUGCGUACACCUGGUGCAGAUUGGGAAGAUGACGAAGGUACCAUUGGAGCUGGAGGAAGAGGAAGGGGUUCUACUCGAGGUAGACGAGGACGAGGACGAGGUAUCGCAGCUAGUAUCGGUCGGAAACUUGGAUUCAAUCGUGCCGUUUCUGGGCUUUCCAGCACACCCGGCGACAAAAGUUUCAACUCCGCUUCUUCCGGAACACCCGACCUCCUCCGAACUAGAGGUAUCUCAGGUAGUCCAGCUCCUUCAAACGGUGGAAGCCUUGGACGUGUAUUUGGGCAAGAGAAUAACUCGAUGGAAGUCCUUAAUUCCCCCAGCCUAUCGAACCGAUCAUCUGACAGCCUCGGUGGACGAACCAGCUUUAUGGCACCCGCUGGUAACGCAUUGGCAGAUGAAAUUGGUACACAAAUCGCAUCUCCAUCAGUCGAAUACGUCGAUGCUGCUAUCAUGACGGAUGAUUGGGAACCUGAAAGAGUUAUUAUCCCUUCUCAGAAUGUACAAUCAUGGGAUGGGACUAUACGAGCUCCUCAGAUCAAUACUACGGCUGCGAACAACGCUUCUAUAACCGCUUGGACACUACAAACCCCUAAGCGUGGUUCAUUCGACGAUCCUUUCCAAGGGGAUGGCACAUCAACCUCAACUCCUGUACAUGCCGAUACCACUCCGACCAAGAGGACGGUUCCGUUACCUAUGCCAAGUCGAUUAGCUCAAGUUUUCCCUCGGUCUACCUCGAUUGAAGACUCGAUGUCAACUACUACAGGUACCGAUACAGAUGAUUUCGAAGACGCAAGAGAAACAGUGGGAACUUUGACUCCUUCUCAAUCUCAUUCUGAAUUACCUACCGAUACAGAAGCGUAUCAAACAGGUCAAGAGUGGCCUAAUGAAUCUUCAGCUGACUCAGACUCAGAUGAUGGAAGAGAAAGAGACAGAGAAAAUACUAUGAGAGGUCUCAAACUAUCUGGACUUGGAGCGGCAACUGGCUGGACAGCUGCUAAGAACGCUCACAAAAUGGCUAGCAGAGAUAGGAUCAUCGAAGUUCCAGUAGAAAGAAUAGUCGAGAUCGAGAAAAUUGUUGAAGUUCCCGUCGAAAAGAUUGUCGAAAUUGAGAAGCUUGUUGACAGAAUCGUUGAAGUCCCGGUUGAGAAGAUUGUGGAAAUUGAGAAGAUAGUAGAAGUACCAGUCGAGAGAAUCGUGGAAGUCCAUAAAACAAUUGAAGUGCCGGUAGAAAUCGAAAAGAUCGUCGAAAAGAUCAUUGAAGUAACGGUUGAAAAAAUCGUUGAAGUCGAAAAGGUUGUCGAAGUCGAGAAGAUCGUGGAGAAGAUCGUCGAGAUUCCGGUUGAGAAGAUCGUUGAGGUCGAAAAGAUCGUUCAAGUAGACAGAAUAGUUGAAGUUCCUGUCGACAAAAUCGUCGAAAUCGAAAAGAUUGUGGAAGUAGAGAAGAUCGUGGAAAUUCCCAUCGACAGAAUCGUGGAGAUCGAGAAGAUUGUUGAGGUGGAAAAGCUCAUCGAAGUACCUGUCGACAGAAUCGUAGAAGUGGAAAAGAUAGUUGAAGUUGAAAAACGCGUCGAAAUACCUAUCGAAAGGAUCGUUGAACGGAUCAUCGAGGUGCCAGUUGAGAACAUCGUCGAAAAGAUUGUAGAAGUUGAAAAACGGGUAGAGGUACCCGUUGAGAAGAUCGUGGAAGUACCUGUAGAGAAGAUCGUGGAAAUCGAGAAGAUCGUUGAAGUGGAACGUAUUGUUGAAAUACCCAGGAUCGUGGAAGUCGAAAAGAUUGUGGAGAAAAUAGUGGAGAAGAUAGUGGAAGUUCCCGUUGAGAAGAUUGUACAAGUUACAGUUGAAAAGAUUGUGGAAGUUGAGAAGCUCGUGGAUCGAAUUGUUGAAGUCGAAAAGAUCGUUGAGGUACCCAAGAUCGAAGAGAAGAUCGUGGAAGUGGAGAAAAUCGUCGAAGUCAUCAAGGAAGUAGAAGUCGAAAAGAUCGUUGAAAAGAUCGUAGAAGUUCCCACCAUCAUAGAAGUCGAAAAGAUAGUCGAAAGGAUCGUGGAGGUAGAGAAGAUCAUCGAAAAACCUAUAAAUGUCGAGGUCGAAAAGAUUGUCGAAAGAGUUGUGGAAGUUGAAAAACCCGUUGAACGAAUUGUGGAAGUCCCAACGGUGAUCGAGGUUGAAAAGAUCGUGGAAAGAAUUGUGGAAGUACCUAAGGAAGUAGAAGUAAUCAAAGAGAUCCAAGUGGAGAAGAUUGUAGAGAAGAUAGUAGAGGUCAUCAAGGAAGUUGAAGUUGAAAAACGGGUAGAAGUCCCUGUGGAAGUGGAGAAAAUAGUGGAAAGAAUCGUGGAAGUACCUGUAGAGGUAGAAAAGAGAAUCGAGGUGAUCGUAGAAGUGGAGAAGAUCGUUGAAAAGCGAGUCGAAUUCCCCGUCGAAGUAGAGAGAUUUGUAGAGAAAGUGGUUGAAAAGAUUGUGGAAGUACCGGUAGAAGUGGAAAAAAUCAUCGAAAAGAUUGUAGAGAAGGUGAUUGAAGUGCCUGUCGAAGUCGAGAGAAUCGUGGAGAAGAUAGUUGAGGUGGAGAAGCGGGUCGAAGUACCUGUUGAUAGGAUCGUUGAGGUCGAGAAGAUAAUCGAGGUUCCAGUCGAGAAGAUCGUUCAAGUUGAAAAGAUUGUUGAGGUCCCAGUUGAAAAGAUCAUCACUGUUACCAAGACUAUCGAGGUACCCAUCGAGAAGAUUGUCACCAUUGAGAAGAUCAUCGAAGUACCCGUCUCACAGCUCAAAGCCGGUCAAUCCGAUUCAAGUAUGCAAACCGAACCUCUUCCUUCUACACCUUCAUCACCUCUUUCGCCUGCUCCUGACAUCUCCCUCUUCCGCGUCACACCUGGAACGAACUACGACUUCCUCAAAGCUCCUCCUCCACCCGGUCUACUUGGGAACAGAAACAGUAGAAGAGUAUCCGACGAGAAUCUUGCUGCUGUCGCUUCCGAUUCUGGUUUACCUCACAAUCGAAGUCUCGCUUCUCCCGCUAACAUCGAUGGUCUUCCACCUUCUUCUCCGACUGGCUCGACGGCACCUGAUAGAACAAGACCACCAACAAUGUUCCUUCCCCCGCCACCCGAUAUGCCACCACCUCCUAAUUCCACAGUCAAGAAGAUGUCCACUGGUCCGCCUCCCCGACCAAUGUCACCUCCUCCCGAGGAUUUCGUACAACGUGCCACUACGCCCACGAUGCAAAUGAGUAUGAAUCGACAAGGAUCACGGACAGCACCAUCGUCAUCAACAGCUGCUAUCCGAGCGGCCAGAGGUGAAAUGCCUCCACCUGCAACUGCAUCUCGACAGACAUCUCGAGCAAGUUUCAAGGUUCCUCAGUCUGCUCACUCUACACCUGGACAUAGCCAAGAUCCAUCUUGGUUGAAAUCUAGAGAGAGUGUCAAACGAAAAGCUCAUAAAGUCAUUUCCACCAAUGGAUAUGCUUCUGCUUCUUCUAGUAUGUCAGGACACGAUCAGAUUCAUGAUCAUGACAGAAAUCCUUCCUUGUCAUCUUUCGAUAGCUACGCAGGUACAUUACCUCAACAACAUCCCGCGGGCGCACAAUCUGGAUCAACGGAUCCGACUACCAUACAUGCAAUCACGCAAACUAUGAUUGGGGAAUACCUUUACAAGUACACUAGAAGAACAGUAGGUAAAGGUCAAUCGAAUAACAGACACAAAAGAUUCUUCUGGGUACACCCAUACACGAAAACACUGUAUUGGAGUUCGGAAGAUCCUGGAUCAAGCAGAACCUCCGAGUCUUCUGCUAAGAGUGUGUUCAUUUCUAGCGUAAAAUCAAUCGAAGAUCCCAACAUACAACCUCCAGGAUUAUUCAACAAGAGUAUUAUACUAGCUACCCCUGGAAGAGAAAUCCAGUUCACUGCUGAAAAUAAGGAAAGACACGAUCUUUGGAUGUCGGCUCUUAACUUCUUACUACAACAGCAAAAUGGAUCUUCUACCGCCUCACAUUUAACGGAAUCAUCGAUCAAGCACAACGUUUCCCGAACAGGAUUAUCUACCAUAGCAGGAGCGGAUGAACAAGGCCGAUUGAUGACUUCACAUAAUCCGAAAUCACCCAUGUCCUUGAGAUCUUUUGGAUCUGAAAGACAGUCUUUAUCAAACAUCACGCCCAAAGCGAUAAGAUCAUCAUCUGUUAUGUCAAAUGUUAGACCUCCUUCUACUAUGGGUAAACGAAGUGGUACAGCAGCUCACGAGUAUAUGAGAAGACACGAAGUACCAGCUACAAUUCAUGGUGGUCAUAGAUAUAAAGGUGUCUAUAAAGGUGCCCCAAUCGCUGAUAUCGAUGAUUUCGACGUCGUCAGCAGAGAUGACGGUGAUGAUCUAGAUGAAAGUUUUGAAGGUCUUGAAAACGUGAGAGCCUGCUGCGAUGGUAAACAUCUCGUUGGACAUCAUCAUCACCACGAUCAUCCCAAUGUUCCCCGAACUCCGGCGAGGUCUCAAACACCUUCCAUUCGAACAUGGUCAAUACGUUCACGUAGACCAUCAAAUGCCUCCGCUAAACCCAUUGGUCAUGUACCUGUACAAAGUGACGGUGAAAGUAUAUUCUCAACGGCGAAAAGGAGAGAAAGGGAAAGAAGUAAAUCUGCCAUGGGACAUAGAGAUAAACAGAAAGAAAGAGCUAUGAGUCCUACGUCGUUUAGACAGUAG